Molecule: messenger RNA, 2785 nt
Organism: Jatropha curcas
Lineage: Eukaryota; Viridiplantae; Streptophyta; Magnoliopsida; Malpighiales; Euphorbiaceae
Product: inactive poly [ADP-ribose] polymerase RCD1
Molecular function (GO): NAD+ poly-ADP-ribosyltransferase activity
Source: RefSeq, a predicted model, not a curated record
UUGGACGAACCAAUCUCAUCUCGGCCUUCUCUAUCACUCCUCACAAUCAAUCAAAUAGAUGGAAACUGUGACAGAGAACUUUAUCACUACAGUGUUACUUUAGCAUUUUCUCAGAAAAAAACAAAACGUUGUCUGGUGGUGCGCGCAGGUUCAUUAGUCUUUCUUGCUUUUCGGGCAAGGAAAAGAAAGAAAAAAAAAAUCAAAAGAAAAAAGAAGAUAAUAAAAGAAAAAGGAAAAAUAACAAAUGACAGGGAGCCUUUCGAUGACCGCCGACUUAACUUGCACCGUCAACGCCAUAUCUAUUUUUUGACAGAUCAACGGCGUCGUAUCUCUCUAACUGUUCCUCUUCUCUCUAGUUAGGGUUUCUUCUUCUCUCUAAGGCGAGAAACGAACCUCACAAGUUAUACAUGUUUUUAAUUGUUGUAUCAUCUGCAGGAACAGAGCUACUCAAGACUGUGGAAUAAAUAACAGUGGCUCUACUUCUUUGCAUUUUGUGACGCUCGUAUAGAAGAGGAACAUUUUCAGGAUGCUAACUAACUGCAGUACUAGGGCUUGCCGAUCAUCACCGAUGUCAUUGUCUUUAUAAAACUGGUAGAAAUGGAAGCCAAGAACGUAAAGGUAUUGGGUAGUACUCAUAGAGUUAUGCUCGGUCUGAAAAGAAAAAGAGCAUCCCGUUGUGCAGCAUAUUUUGCUGGAGCUUCUCACAUUAUGUCACCUGAGUGGCCCAAUUUGAAUUUUUCAAAAUAUAAGCUUGGGAAACGGAGGAGACUAGCUAGAAGCCAGAGCAAGCAUGUGAGCUGUGGAUAUCAUUUUAGAAGAUCUUUGCUCCGGUGCUAUUCAAAUUUUAUGAGGACUGGGGUGCCAAACCGUCUUAUGUUUUAUCAGAAUGGUCAAUGGAAUGAUUUUCCUCUAGAUCUUGUUGCGUUAGUCCAAAAUGAGCUUCAAAACAAGAAACCGGCUAUUGAGGUUGAAUUAGAGGGUCACCGUUAUGUGCUUGAUUUCUUACAUAUGUUUCGAAUGGACAUGAAGACAGGUUUACAACAACCAAUGGCUUGGAUUGAUGAGGCAGGUGGCUGCUUCUUUCCCGAAAUUUAUGUUGAUGAUCAGGAGCUGCUUAACUGCUGCCAGCAUAAUUGUGUGGAUGACCAACGGCAUAUUUUCCCGGAGUCUUAUGGGCCACAUGAGAUCAAGGUGCAGGUUGAAAUUGACAUAAAUGGAGUGGACGAAUCCAAUUUGAAGGAGUGUAGUGGAGAGUCAAAUGCUAUUGUCAAACAUUUUCAAAUUGCCCAAAAACCUAUGAGUGACAGCGACUAUCAUGUUGCAGAAGUUGAGGAUAGUUGCAACAGGAAACUUGAAGAAAAAAUUGAUGAAGCUGUUGAGGAAAAUCAACAUAAUAAAACAAAUAGAUCAACUGAAAAUGACUCUGUUGAUGUAAAGUUAGAUUUUGAUAGUGUAAGGAAAAUGUUUCUUACAGGCAUGAGCUCUUUUGGUGGUGCUGACAUUCUUGAUAUGCAGCGUUGUUCUAGUACUUCAAUGCAUGCCCGAUUGGAGCUUUUCCAAAAGCAGAUUGAGCUAACAAAAAAAUGCCGUGGUGACGCAAAUGUUAGAUAUGCUUGGCUUGCUUCUUCCAAAAGGUUACUCUCUACAGUCAUGUUUUGUGGACUUGGGCAUUGUGGAUCAUCUAUAACCAAGUCAAAAUAUGGCAUUGGUGUUCAUCUUUCUGCAGCAAACUGCUGCGACACCAGUGCAAAGUUUUGUGAUGUUGACGAAAAUGGGUUGCAACACAUUUUAUUUUGUCGUGUAAUAAUGGGAAACAUGGAGCUCCUUGAGCCUGGGACUCAGCAGUGUUAUCCCAGCAGUGAGGACUUUGAUAGUGGUGUCGAUGAUCUUCAAAAUCCGGGACAGUAUAUAGUAUGGAAUAUGAAUAUGAACACCCAUAUUUAUCCAGAAUUUGUUGUUAGUUUCAAAGUCUCGUCUAAUGCUGAAGGCUUUUCGAUUGGAAGUGAUAUUAAGCAUGCUGUUUCUGGUAUUACUACAUCUUCACAAGGUGCUCUGCGAAAUUUGCCGAUGGAGUCCUCUACAGUUGAUCUGAAUCAGCCAAUAGAAUCCACUGCAGUUGAUUUGAAUCCAACUAUGGAAUCAGCCAAUGGAAGUGAGAGUCAACCAGUUUCAGAAUGUGGGGGAUCUCUGGGAAAAGCAUCAAGUCUUGGUUCAAGCAACACAAGGACUCCUAAAUCACCUUGGAUGCCUUUCCCUAUGUUGUUUGCUGCAAUCUCAAACAAAAUUCCUCGUAAAGAAAUGGAACUCGUAACUACAAAUUAUGAACUUUUCCAGGCCAAAAAGAUAAGCAGGGGAGAUUUUAUAAAAAGUUUGAGGUUGAUAGUUGGAGAUGCUUUGCUGAAGUCAACAAUAACAAGUCUUCAGUGCAAGGUACCAUUCAAGUGUGUGGUGGAAUCACCUAAGCCAACUGUAGAAGGGUCCAACGGUCCUUGAUCUAUCAAAGCAGCAUAUUUCGUUGGAUGUUUAGGUAAAACUCGUUCUGUACUUGCGUGCUUGAAUGCGUCGACAUGAUGUUGUGAAUAAUAUGUUGGAUAUGUUUAGGUUUAGGUUUAGUUAUAUCAAAACUGCUAGUUUCUUUUUUCUUUUUUCUUUUCCUGUUGCGACUUUUUUUCUUUUUUUCUUUUUCUGUUGCGACUUUCUGAAGUGAAAUAUUUCAGUUGAUGGAACACCUUGUAAUAGCGGAUACUGGUUAAGAUUUGGUGAUUUGGUAAUUUGUCUUCUAUCA